AUGCUGUCAGAUCAGAUAGGUGUCAGUCAGCUGUGGGGUUAGUUUCUGUUCCAGAAAUACAAACUAUGAAAACCCACUUGGCAAUUAUGUUUUAUAUAGCUGUUGUACUGUUUUAGAUGAGAGCUUGCAGGUAAACAGAGCACUCUACCCUUCACUGGAUCCUGUGCAUAUGCCAAUAAACUGUUAUUUGAUUUGCCUUAGGCUAUAUUAUUUCCUUUCAUUGUAAUCUCUUUCUACAGUAUGCCAUCAAGAUAAGCACAGCAAAUGCAUUUAAAUACACGAUAAAGUAGACACCACCAGAGCACAGCCAUCACUGACUAUGGGUACGUCCCAAAUGGCACCCUAUUCCCUAUAUAGUGCACUACUUUUUACCAGAGCUAUAUGAGCCCUGUUCAAAAGUAGUGCACUAUAAAGGGAAUAGGGUGCCAUUUGGAAUGCUGGCUAUGUGCUUCCCUGUCCCCUCAGGUGUUUGGUCUGCUGGUAUGGAUGCUGAUAGCGGGGACAAACUACUUCCGUGUGUCUGCCUUUGGGUGGGUCAUGUUUGUGGCCAUCUUGUACUGGGUCCUGACAGUCAUCUUCCUCAUUAUCUACCUGACCAUGGCUUACAACAGGAUCCCUCAGGUCCCCUGGACAACUGUGGUACGACACAUACUACGACACAUAAUACAACAGCACAUUAUCUGACCAACUUGAAACUUGAGUGAUUGGGGUUGUUUAUUAUAUAUCUAGUGAAUAAUUGUGGACUAUUUAUGUAACUCAAAAGCAAUGGAGUGAACUGCCUGGAUGGUUUUGGGAAAGAGAGGAUUUUUGUGUGCUCCUGACCAUGUCUUUAUGAAUGUGAUCAAAUGAAGCCAUUCUAUAAUGUGUAUAACAGUAGUGCUACAGUGAUGUAUGUGGUGUUCUACAGGGCCUGUUCUUCAACAGUAGUGCUACAGUGAUGUAUGUGGUGUUCUGCAGGGCCUGUUCUUCAACAGUAGUGCUACAGUGAUGUAUGUGGUGUUCUAUAGGGCCUGUUCUUCAACAGUAGUGCUACAGUGAUGUAUGUGGUGUUCUGCAGGACCUGUUCUUCAACAGUAGUGCUACAGUGAUGUAUGUGGUGUUCUACAGGGCCUGUUUUUCAACAGUAGUGCUACAGUGAUGUAUGUGGUGUUCUACAGGACCUGUUCUUCAACAAUAGUGCUACAGUGAUGUAUGCGGUGUUCUACGGGGCCUGUUCUUCAACAGUAGUGCUACAGUGAUGUAUGUGGUGUUCUACGGGGCCUGUUCUUCAACAGUAGUGCUACAGUGAUGUAUGUGGUGUUCUACGGGGCCUGUACUUCAACAGUAGUGCUACAGUGAUGAAUGUGGUGUUCUACAGGGCCUGUUCUUCAACAGUAGUGCUACAGUGAUGUAUGUGGUGUUCCACAGGACCUGUUCUUCAACAGUAGUGCUACAGUGAUGUAUGUGGUGUUCCACAGGGCCUGUUCUUCAACAGUAGUGCUACAGUGAUGUAUGUGGUGUUCCACAGGGCCUGUUCUUCAACAGUAGUGCUACAGUGAUGUAUGUGGUGUUCCACAGGGUCUGUUCUUCAACAGUAGUGCUACAGUGAUGUAUGUGGUGUUCUACAGGGCCUGUUCUUCAACAGUAGUGCUAUAGUGAUGUAUGUGGUGUUCUACAGGGCCUGUUCUUCAACAGUAGUGCUACAGUGAUGUAUGUGGUGUUCUACAGGGCCUGUUCUUCAACAGUAGUGCUACAGUGAUGUAUGUGGUGUUCUAUAGGGCUUGUUCUUCAACAGUAGUGCUACAGUGAUGUAUGUGGUGUUCUACAGGGCCUGUUCUUCAACAGUAGUGCUACAGUGAUGUGUGUGGUGUUCCACAGGGCCUGUACUUCAACAGUAGUGCUACAGUGAUGUAUGUGGUGUUCCACAGGGCCUGUUCUUCAACAGUAGUGCUACAGUGAUGUAUGUGGUGUUCUACAGGGCCUGUUCUUCAACAGUAGUGCUACAGUGAUGUAUGUGGUGGCAGCAGCAGUGGAUGCAGCCUCAAUCAGCCAUGCUGUUAAAGGGCGCCAUAACUACAACUGCUGGGUAGCAUCCACG
Messenger RNA from Coregonus sp. 'balchen', 2077 nucleotides. The record is from the annotation of a GenBank genome assembly. Lineage: Eukaryota; Metazoa; Chordata; Actinopteri; Salmoniformes; Salmonidae.